AAAAAAAAAUAAAAAAAAAAUUUAAAUCUCAGUGGCCUGAUGAUACUGUGCAUCUUUCUUUCUCUGUAAUGGCAACCUUGAUGUACCCAUCCAAGAAGCAUUGAGUAUUCUGAUUAGUUGCAUACAUUGUCAGAUACUCCACUUAACACUUGUUUUCCUUGGGGACAAGAAUGAUGUAUUAGACAUUAUAGGAUGGUUAUACAGUGUUUAGGAGAUACCCAAUAAGUGCGUUAGAAUCUUCAGAGAUAGAUUCUUAGAAUACACAGAACAUUGAGCAAGGAAGGAAGGAAAAGUUUAUAGGGCAGCACUAACCUCUUACGUGUAUGUGACAGCAAAGGGAGGGACAGUGAGCUAAGUAAUCUCGCUGGGACAGAGAGCCUUCUGGGGGAUGGUAAAAUACAGGGCUGGAUUAUUUCUGCAAAGUUUAACACAUAGCAUUCAGACAUUACAUUCUGUUAUCGUUGUCAUUUUCUUGUUGAAAUGGCAACCACAGGAUUUUUCAUAGACCUUACUUGGAAGGGAACAGUGCUUCAGAUAAAUAAUAGUAGUGGCUUACUUGUACUCUGUUCUUUCUUCCUUUUCCCACAUUAAAAUUCUGAGGAGAUAAAAGACAGACCUCCUCCCAUAAACCCCUUCCCCCCUCCCAAAGUGAGUAGUCUCACAAACCUUCUUUUGAACUUCUAAAAAUAUGUGAUUGGCUAAUCUGCCUUAAAGUACCAGCAAUACACUAAACGUGGGACAGAGCUAAGAAUGUGUCACUGUUCCUGAGCAGUCAUAGGACAACUGAAAAGCUUAAGGAGGUAACUAUAUUGAAAGUUGUUUAUUAGCAUUUUCCUUAGGAAGCCUGAGGGUCCCUGAGAGGAGACAAAAUUACAACUGCACCUUAAAGUGUGACCAGGGGAGGAGUUGAAGGUUUUGUUGCAGUAAGCAGCCAGAGCCCCUGGAGGGAUGCCUUACUGCAUUAAUUUUCCAAAUCCUUUGGGUGGGUCACAAUUGCACUCCAACAUCCUGCCUGCAAAUGCUAAAUAAAUACCACGUUAACGUCAGCCUAGAGAACCAACGUACUAACUAAUGUAAUUUGAAGAAUCAGAUGCUUAAAUAAUUUUCAGUCGAUAAUUCACAUGCAAAGUCACUGAAGUUGGUAUAUCCAGACGAAUACAUAUUCUCUGUGCAAAUGUCCAGAAGGAUAGCCAGGGUGAUCAAAGGGUCCUUCUCUUAGGAGUGAUUCAAAUCAUUCUAGAUUAUGUCUGCUACAAUAGAACAGUUUGUAUUGCAGUUGUAGGAGGUGGGGCAGGGAUUGGUCUUCACAAUAAUAGGAUGUUAAGAUAGUAUGAUAGGAGCCUCAUUCCUCACUGGAGAGUGGUGAAGACUUAACAAGUGCAGAGCCUUCAGUGUACAGAGAUCAGUAAAAUUUGCAUAUGAUUUUCAAAAAGAAAUAAGGUUUAGAAAACAUUGUGCAAGGGAACAGCCUUCGUACAUGUAGUCACUUGUCCAGCAGUAAUAUAUUUGAUUCUUCAGUUCAAGCAUUCCAGCACGACCUGGUGCAAUGAUUCCUGCUGCCCUCUGUUUAAUUUUCAAGAGUCAGUUUGCAUCUCUACAACCAAACCCAAAGCGUGACAUUUCAUUAAAAAGGCUCAAAAUAACAACUGCUAAGCCCUCAAUUUCUCUCAACUUUGGUUCUGAUGAGAGUGUUUAGUUUCAGUGUGAGACUUUGAGAAAAUCACUUUUUUUUUUUUUGAAGGGGAGAGAGACAAACAACUCAUUUGCAAAGGGGUGUGUUCCUUAUAAAGGUGGUCAGGGAAUCUUACCCUGAAUAACACAGACACCUCAUUUCCCAGAGAAGGAAAUUGUUUUAUAAGUUUUGAGAGGUCUGUCGGCUUGGUAGGUUUACAGUUCUGGUCCCUGGCGCUCGUCUGUCUGCCCCUUAGCUUGUAAGUUUAAGCAAUUGACGCGGCAGGGCUGGGUGCUUUUUUUUUUUUUCCUCUCUCACUUCCCUGCGAUGUUUUGAACUGCCUUCCUACAGACGUCAUACAGCCCUUGAGGAAUAGUUUCUGCCUGGAGAGAUUGAAUGAUAGUUCUCAUUCACAAAGGCUUGGAGUCAGAUUCUAAGCAGGGGAUACAGCGGAAAUUACAUUCACAGGUAAAGCACUGGGCCCAACUGAAGUGCGGAGGGCUCCUUUCUCUGGCUGGCUUCUUGGCUGCCCCAGAAGAGUGUUUGCCUGUGGUCGCCCUGAAAUGGAACUUCCCUGACAGCUCUCUUGUGUUACAGUACCUCGCAGUCCGUUUCUUUCCCUUUCACUCUACCUGAGUACUUUGCGAGUGUUGGGAAUCUUUAAACCUGUUAUGAGAGAUUUGCAGAAAAUACAAAGACAAGUGGCUCUUUCACUGUGUUGGUUUCCCUUGUGACCAGAUGAAGAAUAGAUUCAAAAUUCAGUUCCUCCGUUGGCAAUGCAAAACAUAAAAGAAACUGUUCACUUCCAAACAGCCUGGUGCUGGAGUAAAUUCAGCAUGAAAGAGGAAAGAGCUCCUGUGUCUUAGAAGCUUCCUUAUGUGCUGGACUGGGGGCCUCAGCUGGAUUCCGGGGAAUUUGGAUUUCUUCAAGCAGCCUCCCUUGGAAAUGGAAUAUAUUUAAAAUCAUCUUUGUAGAAAGACAGCUGAAAUGUAUUGAUCAGAAUACUUGAAGACAUUUUUCCCUUUUUCCUUUUGCUUUUUUUUCCUUCUUUCUUUUUGUUUUUUGUUUUUUUUUUUUUUUUCCUCAAAAUGAGCAUUAUUAUGAAGCCAAGAUCCCGGUCUACGAGUUCCUUAAGGACUACAGAGGCAGCUUGUUUUGAUGUGGACAAUGGCACAUCUGCGGGACGGAGUCCCUUGGAUCCCAUGACCAGCCCGGGAUCUGGGCUAAUUCUCCAAGCAAACUUCGUCCACAGUCAACGUCGGGAGUCCUUUCUGUAUCGAUCCGACAGCGAUUAUGACCUGUCUCCAAAGUCUAUGUCCCGGAACUCCUCCAUUGCCAGUGAUAUACAUGGAGAUGACUUGAUCGUGACUCCAUUUGCUCAGGUCUUGGCCAGCCUGCGAACUGUACGAAACAACUUUGCUGCAUUAACUAAUUUGCAAGAUCGAGCACCUAGCAAAAGAUCACCCAUGUGCAACCAACCAUCCAUCAACAAAGCCACCAUAACAGAGGAGGCCUACCAGAAACUGGCCAGCGAGACCCUGGAGGAGCUGGACUGGUGUCUGGACCAGCUAGAGACCCUGCAGACGAGGCACUCUGUCAGUGAGAUGGCCUCCAACAAGUUUAAAAGGAUGCUUAAUCGGGAGCUCACCCAUCUCUCUGAAAUGAGUCGGUCUGGAAAUCAAGUGUCAGAGUAUAUAUCAAACACAUUCUUAGAUAAGCAACAUGAAGUGGAAAUUCCUUCUCCAACUCAGAAGGAAAAGGAGAAAAAGAAAAGGCCAAUGUCUCAGAUCAGCGGGGUCAAGAAGUUGAUGCACAGCUCCAGUUUGACAAAUUCAAGCAUCCCGAGAUUUGGGGUUAAAACUGAACAAGAAGAUGUCCUUGCCAAGGAACUAGAAGAUGUAAACAAAUGGGGCCUUCAUGUUUUCAGAAUAGCAGAGCUGUCCGGUAACCGGCCUUUGACUGUUAUCAUGCAUACUAUUUUUCAGGAACGGGAUUUAUUAAAAACAUUUAAAAUUCCAGUAGACACUUUGAUUACAUACCUUAUGACCCUGGAAGACCAUUACCAUGCUGAUGUGGCCUACCACAACAAUAUUCAUGCUGCAGAUGUGGUCCAGUCAACACAUGUGCUGUUAUCUACACCUGCUUUGGAGGCCGUGUUUACAGAUUUGGAGAUUCUUGCAGCAAUUUUUGCCAGUGCAAUACAUGAUGUAGAUCAUCCGGGUGUGUCAAAUCAGUUUCUGAUCAAUACAAACUCUGAACUUGCCUUGAUGUACAAUGAUUCUUCUGUCUUGGAGAACCAUCAUCUGGCUGUGGGCUUUAAGUUGCUUCAGGAAGAAAACUGUGACAUUUUCCAGAAUCUGACCAAAAAGCAAAGACAAUCAUUAAGGAAGAUGGUCAUUGACAUUGUACUUGCAACAGACAUGUCAAAACACAUGAAUCUACUGGCUGAUUUGAAAACUAUGGUGGAAACUAAGAAAGUGACAAGUUCUGGAGUUCUUCUUCUUGAUAAUUAUUCUGAUAGGAUUCAGGUCCUUCAGAAUAUGGUGCACUGUGCAGAUCUGAGCAACCCAACAAAGCCUCUUCAGCUGUACCGCCAGUGGACUGACCGCAUAAUGGAGGAGUUCUUCCGCCAAGGAGACCGAGAGAGAGAGCGGGGCAUGGAGAUAAGUCCUAUGUGUGACAAGCACAAUGCAUCUGUGGAAAAAUCACAGGUGGGCUUCAUAGACUAUAUUGUUCAUCCUCUGUGGGAGACGUGGGCAGACCUCGUGCAUCCUGACGCCCAGGACAUUUUGGACACUUUGGAGGACAAUCGUGAAUGGUACCAGAGCACAAUUCCUCAGAGCCCCUCCCCAGCACCUGAUGACCAGGAGGAAGGCCGGCAGGGUCAAACGGAGAAGUUCCAGUUUGAACUAACUUUAGAGGAAGACGGCGAGUCAGACACCGAAAAGGACAGUGGAAGUCAAGUGGAAGAAGACACGAGCUGCAGUGACUCCAAGACUCUGUGUACUCAAGACUCAGAGUCGACUGAAAUUCCCCUUGAUGAACAGGUGGAAGAAGAGACGGUAGGGGAGGAAGAAGACAGCCAGCCUGAAGCCUGUGUAAUAGAAGAUCAUUCUCCUGACACGUAACAGUGCAAACACUUUCACGCCUUUUGUUGUGUUUUGUUUUGUUUUUUUUUAAUUUAAGUAGAAAAAUUGUUUCCAAAGUGCAUGUCACAUGCCACAACCAUGGUCACACCUCACUGUCAUCUGCCAGGAUGUUUGUUGAACAAAACUGACCUUGACUACUCAGUCUGGCGCUCAGGAAUAUUGUAACCAGUUUUUUCACCUCCAUGUCAUCGGAGCAAGGGGGACAUCUUCACGAACAGCAUUUUAACAAGAUUUCAGCUUGGUAGAGCUGACAAAGAGAAAAUCAACUGCAAAAUGUUUUCAGUAGAGUGGCUCAUCGGGCAGCCCAAAAGUUGUUAUGAUUUGGGGUUUCUUUACUUUUUAUUUGUUUGCAAUAUUUUCAGCAGAAAGAAGGCAUUACACAGACAGAGUGAACUCAUGGAUGAAGCAACAAAUGUGUCAGGAACAGGACACAGCAUGAAUCUGUUACCAGGAGGAAGAUGAGCCACAGAAAUUGCAUAAUUUUCUAAUUUCAAGUCUUCCUGAUACAUGACUGUAUAGUGUGGUUCACUGAGCUGCACUGACCUCUACAUUUUGUAUGAUAUGUAAAACAGAUUUUUUGUAGAGCUUACUUUUAUUAUUAAAUGUACUGAGGUAUUAUAUUUAAAAAACUAUGUUCAGAACUUCAUCUGCCACUGGUUAUUUUUUUCUAAGGAGUAACUUGCAAGUUUUCAGUACAAAUCUGUGCUACACUGGAUAAAUCUAAUUUACGAAUUUUACUUGCACCUUAUAGUUCAUAGCAAUUAACUGAUUUGUAGUGAUUCAUUGUUUUAUAUACCAAUGACUUCCAUAUUUUAAAACAGAAACCAAUUUUAUGUUGCAGGAAACCCUUUUUGUAGGUCUUCAUUUACUUUGCUUUUCAUUUCAGUCUUUUCAGAUAAGCAGAGUUGCUCUCACUGAUAUUUUUUUCACGGUGUACAAAGUGAAUAUUUGUUCUGUGAUACUUUGAUGUGCAUUCUGUCUAAUGUGUCUUAAGCCUCAUAAACAAUCAUCAGUUGGUGUUGUCUGAAGCAAGUAAGAGAUAUAUAAAUACACAGUAGCUAAAAUGGUCUUUUUUAGGUAUUUUCCUACUUAGUGUCUUCUGAUAACUUUUUGCUGUGUCAAUAGACCCUCAUUUCACAAGUGCAUGUCUUUGUAAUAACCCUCACAUUUUAUGGUCAUUUCUAUUGUUUUCACAGUCAGUUGUAGUAAGAACUUUUUUCCCCUUGUGCUGCUUUAUUAUUUAGUGUGUGUUUGAAUCUCUGUCCAUGUUCACUAGAUGGGGUCUUAUCAAAUAUAUCACCACCAUUCUGAGUGAUGAAAAGUAGCAGGUAGUCAGGCUAGAGUCACCAUUUAUUUCUACCACAAGGCCAAAUAUAAUGCCUAACUUUAACUCUUGAUUUACACAGAAAAGUUAACAGCUAGCUAGGUAAUUUUUAAAAAUAUUAGCAGAGUAUAUUAACAAACACCAGUACAACUAAUGCUCUUUGUUUCCAUGAUUUCACCAUGGGAUUAAGAACUAUAUGAGGAAUAUUCUUGAGAAGAGAUCUUAAGUGUAGCAACUACUCUUCCUUAAUGGAUAGCCUCGUAAUGUAGAAAUUGCUCUCACAGUUAUCACUGGUCCACAAGUAUGUCUUGUAGAGGAGAAUAUUAAAUGCACCAAGGGAAAGAUGUUGAUGAUGCUGCUGGCACCAGAGGUUUGGUAAUAUAAUGCCACCCUAAAAUACUAGGAUGGGUAAGAAGAUUCUACCUAAGUAACAGAGCUAAUUCUUGGCUGCAUUUAGCACCAAGAAAUGUAUUACAAUUUUAGGGAUUACUUUCCAGUAUUUACCUUCAAUUGGCAUCCCGGGGCACUUACCUAGUCUGGAUGUUCUGUCCAUUCCAGCUCUUAGUAAAGUAUUUGCCUUGUCUAUGAAGAAUUUGGAGCCCAAAUAGUCAUUUUUCACAUUGAUAUUAUUUAUGGAAAAUAAACAGUCAAGAAAACUUAUAACCCUGAAAAGCAUUUAUAUUUGGGAUUUCUCAAGGGCCUUCUGGCGACUAAUAACCAAGUCAUCAGCCAGGGGAAAUGACCCAAGCUAAACAUGGUCCCUAUUUGAAUCCCCGGAGAUCCACCAGGGAACUUCUGACAGAAAAAUUCUGUAGCUCUGAUCUGUUCUUAGAGCAGAACAGGAAUCAACUAAUUAAUGAUCAGAUUUCCACCCUCUUCCCUGAAAAAAAAUCAGUAAUCUUUCAAAUAAAGUCCUGUGGUUAGCCAAGUGGUUUCAGAAGAACAGUUGAAAACUUGUUUUAUUUGUUCUUGAUGGAAGUCUAGAAGAAAAGGCAAACAAUCUAGAGUGUAUUCCUUUAUCCAAAAUAUUCUCAUUCCCUCCUCUCACUACUGCUUGGUAUUUCCCCCACAGAGUGCCUAAAAUCUUGAUAAUAAUAGAAAAAAAUAAAAGUAGCAAUAUGUCACAAAUCCGGACCUGAAAGGAUUUGUAACUGCAUUGAAAAGCAGAGUUGUUUUGUUUUCAACUUGUUGGUUUAUAAUGAUCACGUGUUGUGAAGAUACUUACCGAUGGACAAUCAAAUUGUAGAAAAGGCAAUAUCCAAGAGACAGAGACUAAUGCACUGUACAGUCUGCUUAUCCUCUCCCUUCUUUCUCUUCCCUUCUCUCUUGCCAAAGUGUGCUUCAGAAUUAUGCACCGCUUUACAGAGAACAUCCUUUUACAAGUGGCUUUACAUUUCCUAAAAUGCCAUAAGAAAAUGCAAUAUCUGGGUACUGUAUGGGGAAAAAAAGUCCAAGUUUGCAUAAAACCAGUACAUUUCAGCUUGCAAGUUACUAAACACAAUAAUGCUGUUUUAAUUUUCUUUUACAUCACUUAAAAUUCACAAGAAAAUAAUGUAGAUAGAACAAAUUGCAGACAAGGAAAAAAAAACUUGAAUGAAAUGGAUUUUACAGAAAGCUUUAUGAUAAUUUUUGAAUGCAUUAUUUAUUUUUUGUGCCAUGCAUUUUUUUUCUCACCAAAUGACCUUACCUGUAAUACAGUCUUGUUUGUCUGUUUACAACCAUGUAUUUAUUGUAAUGUACAUACUGUAAUGUUAAUUGUAAAUUAUCAGUUCUUAUUAAAACAUCAUCCCACGAUGGGAUGGUGUUGAUAUAUUUGGAAACUCUUGGUGAGAGAAUGAAUGGUGUGUAUACAUACUCCUUGUACAUUUUCUUUUCUCCUGUAAUAUAUAUAGUCUUGUCACCUUAGAGCUUGUUUAUGGAAGAUUCAAGAAAACUAUAAAAUACAUAAAGAUAUAUAAAUUUAAAAAACAUAGCUGCAGGUCUUUGGUCCCAGGGCUGUGCCUUAACUUUAACCAAUAUUUUCUUCUGUUUUGCUGCAUUUGAAAGUAAGGCAAUGGGGGCGGGCUAGGGCUGGGCAUUUUACAUCCAAGCUUUGAACCAAUUGGAUUUCUGGCAACAGCUGGAAUUUAGAAAACCACAGUCAACCUCUGGAAGAUUCUGACACCCUUCUGACUUACAAGCUUUUAAGUACUUCUUGCUGUGAAACAGCACUGGAUAUAUAAUGAUUCUUCUUCCUAUCUCUUCAUCAGGAGCUACUUCAGUUAGUUACAUCUGAUUGUUGUUUUAUUUUUUUUUUAACUUUCAAACACUACUUGGGAAAAUAUAUUCUUGUCCAAUGAUAACAAAAUCAUUUUCACUGCUUUAGCACAUAGGCAAAUGAACUUGAUUUGAAACUAGAGCCAUAGGUCACACGUGAUGGUCAGUCAUUUAUUCAUCAGCUCCUGUCAUGUUAGGAGAAUUUGUGAUAUGAAAAAGAAAAGAAAAUGUAAUAUGAAAAGGUCAUUUUUUUUUAACCCUGGAAUUUGACUUUACCUAAGAUCAACCAAAUUUCUAUAUGUAUGUGAAUCUAAAGGUAAAACAGUUUUUAGAUGAUGCCAGUUCACACAAAAAUGAUUCGCCAUUCUCUGGAAUUUGUUUCUGCAAAACUUCUAUGGCUGUAGAAUUUUAAAAGUUAACCUUGUUGUUGUGGUCAACUCCCAAAAGCGUUGAAAAAUUCCCAGUGGGUGGCAUGGAAACUGCCUCCCACUCUUGCCCAGCCCUCAGAACAUGUGACUUAGUGAGAGAUUCUUUUUCUAGAAAAAAUGAGCCUCCUAUUACUUUAUUUUAUUUUUUUGACACAAACUGUAGAUUUUAGCAGCCCUGGCCCAAAGGAAUUUGAUUACUUUUGUUUUAAACAGUACAAAGGGGACACUAUAAUUAUGAAAAACAUCCUUCCUGAUUUUAGUUGUUUUUAAUUUUAUUUCUUAGGAUAUGUUUUCAGAGUGGUAAAUUGUGUGUGCGCAUUACAAAUGAUGAUGAUUCUUUUAGUGGUUUCUUAGCCUCUUUACAGCCCAUGGGGAUAGUACUGUACAUCAAUACCUUCAUAUGAAAUUUUUAUAUGCAAUGAAAAUAAAAGCAUGGGUUGAUUCUGCCUA
Molecule: messenger RNA, 9279 nt
Organism: Felis catus (domestic cat)
Lineage: Eukaryota; Metazoa; Chordata; Mammalia; Carnivora; Felidae
Gene: PDE4D
Product: phosphodiesterase 4D
Exons: 15
Coding region: 2761-4800 (679 amino acids)
Biological process (GO): cAMP catabolic process; regulation of cardiac muscle cell contraction; signal transduction
Cellular component (GO): perinuclear region of cytoplasm; cytosol; nucleus
Molecular function (GO): 3',5'-cyclic-AMP phosphodiesterase activity; ATPase binding; transmembrane transporter binding
Source: RefSeq, a predicted model, not a curated record